Molecule: messenger RNA, 1540 nt
Organism: Mytilus trossulus (common blue mussel)
Lineage: Eukaryota; Metazoa; Mollusca; Bivalvia; Mytilida; Mytilidae
Product: medium-chain specific acyl-CoA dehydrogenase, mitochondrial-like
Exons: 13
Coding region: 56-1330 (424 amino acids)
Biological process (GO): medium-chain fatty acid catabolic process
Cellular component (GO): mitochondrion; cytoplasm
Molecular function (GO): medium-chain fatty acyl-CoA dehydrogenase activity; flavin adenine dinucleotide binding
Source: RefSeq, a predicted model, not a curated record
AUUAGUUGUAUCUCUGGUGUAAGUCAUGUGACUACAGUUUUAAGUUUUGAAAAAAAUGGCAAUGUCGUUGUCGAAGGUGUCUCAAGGAUUGAUUCGACAAGGAAAGCAAAGCUUAUGUAAAGCAGCUAGAGCCUUUGGAACAGUUCCAGACACAGCAAAUUCCAGAGGUUUCUCUUUUGAUUUAUCAGAUGAACAGAAAGAAUAUCAACAGACUGCAAGAAAGUUUGCCAGAGAAGAAAUCAUACCAGUCGCAGCACAUCAUGAUCAAACAGGGGAGUAUCCCUGGGAAGUUGUAAAGAAGGCAUGGGAACUCGGAUUAGUCAACAUGCACAUACCUCAGGAAUAUGGUGGACUUGGUUUAGGAACUUUUGAAUCAUGUAUAGUAACAGAAGAAAUAUCCUACGGAUGUACAGGUUUUCAGACUGCCAUAGAAGCCAAUUCAUUAGGGGAAAUGCCUGUGAUAUUAGCCGGAAACCCAGAACAAAAGAAGAAAUAUUUAGGUAGAAUGUUAGAGGAACCUCUCAUGUGUGCAUACUGUGUAACAGAGCCAGUCGCUGGUUCAGAUGUCUCAGGUAUCAAAACUAAGGCAGAGAAAAAAGGGGAUCAUUAUGUACUGAAUGGUCAGAAGAUGUGGAUUACAAAUGGUGGAGUAGCUAACUGGUAUUUUGUAUUAGCUAGGACAAAUCCUGAUCCUAAAUGUCCGGCUGGCAAAGCCUUUACAGGGUUUAUUGUAGACAGGGAUUCACCUGGGGUCACAGUGGGUAGAAAGGAAAUAAAUAUGGGACAAAGAGCAUCAGACACCAGAGGUAUAACAUUUGAAGAUGUACUGGUACCAGCAGAGAAUGUUCUUGGACAAGAAGGCCUUGGAUUUAGAUUAGCAAUGGGAGCCUUUGACAAGACCAGACCACCUGUUGCUUCAGGUGCUGUGGGUUUGGCACAGAGAGCAUUUGAUGAGGCUACUAAAUAUUCUAUGGAAAGGAAAACCUUUGGCAAACUUAUCUGUGAGCACCAAGCUGUAUCUUUCAUGUUAGCUGAUAUGGCCAUUGGUAUAGAAUCAGCAAGAAUGGUAACCCAGCGUGCUGCCUGGGAGAUUGACCAGGGAAGAAGAAAUACUUACUAUGCUUCUAUAGCCAAAUGUCUGGCUGGUGAUGUGGCCAACAAAACGGCUUCAGAUGCUGUUCAGAUUUUUGGUGGAAAUGGAUUUAACUCGGAAUAUCCAGUAGAGAAAUUGAUGAGAGAUGCUAAAAUUUAUCAGAUAUAUGAGGGUACAGCACAGAUCCAGCGUAUUAUAAUUUCCAGGGAACACUUAAACAAAGCUGCACAAGGAUAAUAAUCUCUGGGAAUCAAAAUGAAUCUUACGUGGUUGAACAAUCAUUUAGUUAUUUAAAAAGAACAAAGUUUAUGACAUAUUUGAUGGAAAAGAUAAGAAUGAGACCAGAUACUAAACUGUUUAUUUAUUAUGUUGAUUUAUUUUAAAUGUAUAACUUAAUUUAAUUGAUAACAUAACAAAUUGCAUGAUAAUUGUUACAAAUGAACAACA